Molecule: messenger RNA, 4817 nt
Organism: Diachasmimorpha longicaudata
Lineage: Eukaryota; Metazoa; Arthropoda; Insecta; Hymenoptera; Braconidae
Gene: Grp170
Product: hypoxia up-regulated protein 1
Exons: 5
Coding region: 324-3137 (937 amino acids)
Biological process (GO): endoplasmic reticulum unfolded protein response
Cellular component (GO): endoplasmic reticulum chaperone complex
Molecular function (GO): ATP-dependent protein folding chaperone; ATP binding
Source: RefSeq, a predicted model, not a curated record
GCACGUCGUUCGACAAGUUUAUACUGUUUUUUUUUCCAAUUUGUAAUCCACGUUUAAUAUACGAAUAUGUCUAGUGGAAAAGUGCUCUGAGUGUGUGCAUGCUAUCCACGUGUUAAUGAUUAAAAUCCGCGCUCGUUGUCAGGACAGUAACACGAAAAUCAGACGUUUUCUACUGCGAAUUCACCGGAUUAACCAACAAAUACAGGUUCCUCGCGUCCUGUUGAAGUUUGACAACUGAUCAUCUCUAGACACUUGCUCCAUAAUAAAUUGUUCAUUUUUUAAAUUGAAUUGUUGUACAUACGAAGCUACUUAUCGGCGGUAAAAUGAAUCGGAAUUUAUUGGUGCUGGGGAUCAGCAUAUUGGUGGGAUUUUUAUGCCUCGGACGUAUUAAUGGGCUUGCCGUUAUGAGUGUUGAUAUCGGCAGCGAAUGGAUGAAAGUUGCCAUUGUUUCGCCUGGAGUGCCAAUGGAAAUAGCUCUAAACAAAGAAUCAAAAAGAAAAACCCCAGCAGUGAUAGCAUUCCGAGAAGACGAGCGCCUCUUCGGUGAAGAUGCCCAAGUAGUGGGUGUUCGCUUCCCAAAGAAUAGUUUCUCCUAUAUUCUGGACCUCCUGGGGAAGUCCAUAGACAAUCCAAUAGUUUCCCUCUAUCAAAAGCGUUUCCCCUACCAUGAUAUAAUCGCCGACGAGGAGCGUAACACAAUAGCCUUCAGGAUUGAUGACGGAACGAUCUUCACUCCAGAAGAGCUUCUAGCUCAGCUGCUUCACAAAGCCAAAGAGAUGGCUGAGAAUUCCGCAGGGCAGAAGAUCAAGGAGGCAGUGAUAACAAUUCCUGGUUUCUUCAACCAAGCAGAGAGGAGAGCCAUGAUUCAAGCAGCAGAGUUGGCAGACAUAAAAGCUCUUCAGCUCAUCAAUGAUUACACCGCAGUUGCUCUCAACUACGGAAUCUUCCACAGGAAUGAGUUCAAUGAUACGGCACAGUACAUCAUGUUCUACGAUAUGGGGGCGAGCUCAACAACGGCGACUGUUGUCAGCUAUCAAAACGUCAAAACUAAGGACCGAGGAUACGUCGAAACUCACCCACAAGUGAGCAUCCUUGGGGUGGGGUAUGACAGAACUCUUGGGGGUCUUGAGGUCCAAACGAGAUUGCAACACUACCUGGCUGAGGAGUUCAAUAAACUCAAAAAGACAAGGUCAUCUGUUUUCGAUAGCCCGAGGGCUAUGGCGAAACUCUUCAAGGAAGCUGGAAGAGUUAAAAAUGUUCUGAGUGCCAAUGCUGAUCAUUACGCACAGAUUGAGGGACUCCUCGAUGAACAGGACUUCAAACUUCAGGUGACAAGAGAUAAACUCGAGGAAUUGGCUGCGGAUGUUAUGGAACGAGUCACUGUGCCAAUUAAAAUAGCUCUGGACACCUCACAGCUGGCGAUGGAUGUGAUUAGCCAAGUUAUUCUUGUUGGGGCUGCCACUAGGAUGCCCAAGGUUCAAGAGAUAUUACACAAAUAUUUGAAUAUAGAACUUUCGAAGAAUAUUAAUACUGAUGAGGCUUCUGUACUUGGGGCUGUCUACAAAGCUGCUGAUCUCAGUUCUGGCUUCAAAGUCAAGAAGUUUAUUACUAAAGAUGCAGUUCUCUUUCCGAUUCAUAUUGUUUUUGAUAAAUCGGGGGAGGAGAAGUCUAAACAGGUUCGAAGAACACUUUUCAGUAAAAUGAAUGCAUAUCCUCAGAAGAAAAUCAUCACAUUCAACAAACAUCUGGGUGAUUUCAAUUUCUCAGUGGGUUAUGCUGACCUGGAUCACAUUCCCCCUCAUGAAAUUCCAGCUAUUGGAAUACUCAAUCAAUCGACAGUAUCCUUGACCGGUGUGUCUGAGGCCUUUAAGAAACAUCAGAAAGAGGGAGUAACCGAGAGUAAAGGGAUAAAAGCUCAUUUCGCCAUGGAUGACAGUGGGCUUCUACAACUCGUUAACGUUGAACUAGUCUCUGAAAAAUCCAUAGCGGUUGAAAAAGACGAGGGUACUUUCUCUAAACUUGGUUCUACAAUAAGCAAAUUAUUCUCAGGGUCGGAUGAACCAGAGGCUGAAAAGGUGGAGGAACCAUCGAAAGAGGAUAUCAAGCCGGGGCAUGAGGAGCCAGAGGCUCCACCAGUAGCAGAAACAGUUGCAAAACCGAACUCAACGAAUGGAACAACACCGGAGGAGCCAAAACCCUCGAACCAAACUGAAAAAUCCGAGAAGAAGGUGACACGGACGACCCUGAAGGAACCAAUAUCCUAUUCAGAAACUAAAUAUGGUUCUCAACCGUUGAUAGAUAUCAAGCUGACAGAGUCCAUUGAAAAAAUUAAGAUGCUGGAGUUGAAGGAUCUGGAGAAGGUACGAAGAGAGACAGCUCUGAAUAUGUUAGAGUCUUUCGUUAUCGAAACACAACAGCAUCUUCAGUCUGAGGAGCACAAAUCCGCUGCUGCAAUUGGAGAAAUCGAGAAAAUCAAUGAGGCAUGUAGCUCGACAUUAGACUGGCUCUACGAGGAUGGCUUUGGCCAGUCUGCUGACGUUUAUGAGCUAAAAUUGGAUGAGCUCAAGAAGCUGACUUCAGAACUUUCCGAGAGAGUCUACGAACACCGGGAGAGGCCUGAAGUCCUCCUAGGGAUGGAAUCAAUGUUAAAUGGAAGCAAAAUCUUCUUGAAUAAUAUGAAAAACCUCAGUGGCGGGGAAACCAAAAUUUUUACAGCCAUCGAAAUCGAGACAUUGGAAAGAACUAUCAACGACACUCAGGAGUUCCAUCAGAUAGUCAUUAAGACUGUCACUGAGACAAAGCUUCACCAGCCAAUUAAAUAUAAAGUGAGAGAUAUUGCUAAUAAAAUGGCCCUUCUCGACAGGGAGGUCAAGUAUCUUGUGAACAAGGCAAAAAUUUGGAAGCCAACAACGGUGGAAGAAAAAGUCCCUGAAGGGCCAAUCAGUGAUAACCAAACAGCCAGUACCUCCGAAAGCAAUUCGACAAGCCAUGUGGAGUCUGAGGAAGGUAUCACGACUGAUAACAAAGAGGAUGCUAUUACUGAGGAAGAGUCGCUCGGCUCUACGGCAAGUAAAAAGCUUGAACCAGCUAAAGAAGAGCAGGGAGGAGAAAAAAAUGACGAACAUCUCGAGCUAUGAGAGCAGUGAAAUUUAGGAAAUGUGUUAUAAUAUUUAAUGGAGAUAUUUCUAGAUAAUUAAGCAUGGGGACUUAAUGAGUGGAAUGAAUAUCUGGGUUUUAAUAGCGAUUUUCAUUGUUUAAUAAGGCUGUAAUGUUUCUUACCAAUUGAAUUAUUAAUUUGUGACAUUUUCGACAGGUAUGGCAUGUCAAUUCAAUGAUCGACAUCCAUUUAUUUAUAAAUAAAAUGUAGAUUCGAUUCCCAAAAUUCCACUAUUGUCAACCUUGAUAAUUCCAUUUGUAAUUUAGUGAUCUUUUUUAAGAACUUUUAUUGCAUUUUCAGAAUGAGUGAAAUUCAUUGCGAAAUAAAUUAUGCACAAAUUCAGUGGUUUGAUUGAAUGAUGUACAGUAUUUAAUUAAUUUAGAUAAUUAAUGAACCAAAGGUUCUGGUUUCGUUAGGUGGAAAAAACUAUUAUAAAAAUAAACUAAUCAUUUCCCUCUGCAAAAUUCAAUCCCGGGAGCUGCAAAUGAAAAUCUCAAGUUUUCAUGGUAGCUUGUAAAUUUUUCAAUUUUUUUUUUUUUUAUCAUUUACUCAUUUGGAUUUCCAUUGUAGUGAGGGCAUUUUUCUUCUUUAUAAAUAGAAAAGGUGAUUACUGGCAAUUUAAUUGUUGGGCUCUGCCAAAUAUUUUUUCAUUUUCUUUUUAUUCAGUGAAAUUUGUCGUUUUUUUUUUUGUUCCAGAUAAUAAGACCUUUUAGUUCGUAUUUUAAAUAUGCUUAACAAAAAAAUGAAGUCUCUCCUCUAAUAUUUUCUUAUAUUGUUUUUGUUAUCUGUGCAUACAUGAUGUAGAUGACCAAUCAAUACGAUUAUUUCGUUUCAUUCUUCGCACUUUUAGCGCAAAUUUUAUCUUACGGAUUUUUGUUCAUUUUUAAUUCAUUUUUUGCUUCAUUAUGUUUAUCCCCCUUGGUCAGUUUUAAUAGUGAAAACUGUAUUAUCGUUUAUGAUCGUACACAAAAUAAAAACGGCGUUAUUAUCGAUUGUACAAUAACAAAUACAGGAACAUCGGUAUCAAAUUAAUAAUCUAGAAUGAUUUAUAGUUACUUUUAAUUCAUUAAAUAAAAUGAGGAGAUGAAUGCUUUCAUAAUAAACUAUUGUUUCGUGAAAAAAAAGUUACCUUUUCUAAGUAAAUGAAAGAUGCAAAUGUGAGAAGGUAUUAUGUCUGAUAUGAUCCUCAUCAGUUAUUCUCCAAAAAACAUCUGAAUAUGUGAAAAAAAUGUGUUCAACAGUAAUUAUCUCCUUAUUACAUUUAAUAACCGAUUUAAUGUUUCAGUACUGAUUUAAUUUUUUUUUCAUAUACAAAGACGCACGACGAUUAUUUGAGAAAAUGAACGAAACACAUUAUUCCUCCUAAAUGAAAGAAAAAAAAUGAACAUAAUUAUUUUCAGAUACGAAUAUUACGGAUACGCCUAAGUACACUGUAAUUAAAUUAUUCUCGAUGCCCAAAAAAGUUGAAGUUAAAUCAUGAAAAAAAAAACCAUGACCAAAUAUUAUUUCAGUCUUCAUUAAAAGAAUUAUUGCGGUCGGUAAUUCAUAACGCCGGAAUGCUGUUUAGAGCAAAUAAAAUGUAUGAAAUUUACUUUUUAACGAUUUUUUUUCCUCUCAGAUGGUACAAUGUAUCUGCAUUAUAAUAAUGUACUGAAAAUCA